UAUUAUUCUCAUUCUAUAGGAAUUUCUUCUCUCUUUUUCGCAACAUUUAUAUACGUACACAGCUUGUGACUCAUCUGUUUCUAAUAUAUAAACCUGUAUUUUAGUUUGUUUAUUUCCCUUUUCUCUCUUUCUCUUUCUUCUUUAACUUAGCAAUUGAUCCAUCAAUUACAUUUUUAAAAUGGACCUUAAUUUUUGUCUUUAUUGUGAAAAACAUUUGCCUGAAGAGAACAUGAGCUUUUGUUCCUCGAUUUGCCAAGCAAGGGAAGCUUCUAAGCCUAUUACUUCUCCAGAUUUUUAUCCUUCUCGGCUCUAUAUGAUGGGCUCUCGAUCAACAACUACAACCAAUUACGAGUCUAUAUACCAUCGAUGUCUUUCAUUCUCAAAUAAUUCAUUUCAUUGUCAACCACUAUCAUCUUCAUCGUCAUCUUCGAGUUCGUCUUCCAUUAGUAGUAAUAACUCUUCAUAUAUAUUGGACAAAAUACCUUAUUCAUGUCAUAUUUCAUUAUCUCAGCACACCAGACAUCCUCAUUCCCAAUCAAAUCAACAAAAUGUAUAUACAAACUGCUUUUUUAUUUAAAGAAAAAAAAAUCAUGAGUUUUAUUAUAAUUAAACUUUUUUUUUAUAAAACAUGACUUGAGCACCAAACUUUAUAUUUA
Messenger RNA from Gilbertella persicaria, 656 nucleotides. RefSeq lists its product as uncharacterized. NCBI's taxonomy places the organism in Eukaryota, Fungi, Mucoromycota, Mucoromycetes, Mucorales, Choanephoraceae. The record is from RefSeq and is a predicted model, not a curated record. The transcript has 2 exons. Bases 179 to 577 code for a protein of 132 amino acids.